CAACAUUAUUUGCAACUACAGAGGUAGUCUUUAUGAGGCGAUCACUCGAUGGUCCACGUGUCCUUCAUUCUACUUCCUGUUUUCCAUCGCAUCCCGGGUCUCAGUUCCUUUCGGGGUUCCAAUCAGAUAAAUCCAGGGUUCCUGAGAGGGUUGUUUCUCUCCAUCAUCUCUGCUCCUUUCCAUCCUUCGCAAGGUUGAGUAUUUUGACCGAAAAUUCAACAUGACAGGAACCUGUGAGAGGCCGUGACAAUAGAGUCCAGUCCAAAUCCAGAAACUGUGGAAGAUGUUUCCUGAUUGGCGUGAAUGUUUCCUUGAUGCCCACGCGGCGCACAAACCAUGGACAGCCGACAUCUAACGACUUCGGAUAGAACUUUUUUUGACAUGGCGACGGACAUGGCCGAGACAGAGAGAAAUCAACUGCUGCAAGAUUUUCAGGAAGCCAUCAAUCAGGUGACUCCUCAAGAGACACAGACUCUCCCAUCAGAGCAGAACAAUGAUCCUGAAAUUGUAGAAGAGAUAAUGGCAAUUCCUGAUUCAGGGCCUGAACCUGACAUGGUCCGGCCCAGUGUGAGCAAUUCUGCUGCACAAAGAACUAGGUUCUCCUUGAUCUCUGCCAGUCCUGAUCUUGUGGCAGUGGAUCCAAGGACUAAUGCAUGGGGUGAAACAGGUCAUCCUAUCACCUUCAGGGUGUCCUUCCAAAACCAGAUACAAGAUUUUUUAAUUGAGGAAGAUGAAUCUGUUGGCAUAUUCAAGACAAGGAUCUAUGCUCGGUUUGGAAUCCGACCCUGUAGUCAGGACUUGAGAUACAAAGGAAACCCGGCAGAAGUGUUUUUUGGAGGUGAUGUAAAUGAUGCAACUUCUUUGAAGAAUCUCAGUUUACCACCUUUCAACCACAUCAUUGUUCUUGAUCAUGCUGAAGGAUCUUCAAAUUCAGACAGCCAAAGUGAAAGAAUGGACACUUAUGAGGAGAGGCUGGGAAAGACUUUCAUGCUGACAAUCAGAGACCUGACCCAUGGGAAAGAUUAUGCACUAAAGUUUCCUGGCACCCAGACUGUCAGUGAAGUGAAGAAUAGCAUCUUUCAACUCACAGAUAUUCCUGCUCGACACCAGGAGUGGACAGGUUGGCCAUCCUCUGCUGAUGACUCUACAACAUUGGCAAGAGCAGGGAUAGACUUAACACAUGAAUUCACUCUGAAAGAAACCAUCAGAUCAUCUGGUUCCUCAUCAUCAUCCAGCAAUCGCAAGAAAUUGCCACCAGGCAAUCAUAAGCAUCCAAACGUGAUAGACAUAACAUCCAGUGAUGAAGACUCAGAUGAAGUGAUGGAAGUAGUAGAUUCCUUCUCCUUAGAGGAAGACAUUUUUGCACCAACGUCCAGUCAAACUUCUUCCAGAAAUCCUCUCAUUCCACCUGAUGCAGAUGAUGAGGAGGCAUCAGCCAUCACAUUUUCUGCAGAGUUCUCCAAUCGUUAUGGACCUUGUAUACCCAUGUGGUUUCAUGGGACCCUUGAUAAUGCCUUGAGAGAGGCCACAUCUCAGCCUGCCAAGGAUCGGAAGCCACUCGCCAUAUAUCUCCAUCAUGAUGGAAGCAUUUUGUCCAAUGUGUUUUGUUCUCAUGCUUUGUGCACAGAGUCGAUUGUGUCCUUUCUCUCUUCUCAUUUCAUCAUUUGGGGCUGGGACCUCACACAUGAAUCCAAUCGAGCCAAAUUCCUGAAGCAGUUGAACCAACAUGUGGGGAAUUUAUCAUCCACCAUGUUAUGGAGUAUGGAUGUUGAGAAAUUUCCUCUCCUUAUGGUUAUUGGCAAGAAUCGGGCUUCUCUAGAGGUUUCUGCUGUCAUACAUGGGAAUGUGAGUGUGGAUGAGUUGAUGACUCGUCUCAUUCAGGCUGUGGACAUGUUUCAUGAGCAACAAGCUAUUGAGGCAAAGGAAGAGUAUGAAAGGGAGGCACGGGAACAGGUGAAGCGGGAACAAGAUGAGGCCUAUCAUGAAUCACUUGCUGCUGACAGGGCCAAGGAGGAAGCAAGAAAGCAGGAAGAAGAGAAGAAGUUCAAGCAAGAACAGUUUGAAGCUCUAGAGCAGCAGAAGGCAAGAGAUUUCAAAGAAGCAGUGAGGCAGUCCUUGAUGGAUCAGCUGCCAGAGGAGCCAGGUGAAGGGUGCACAGAGAAAGUAGCUGCUCUGCGAUUCCGUGUCCCUCACCGGGAAGUCUUGUACAGGAGAUUUCUUGCCUCCAACUCUCUCAAGGACGUGCUCAAUUAUGUAACAGUCGAGGGAUACCCCCCUGAGGAAUACAAAGUACUCACCAGUUUCCCUCGGAGAGAUUUGAGCCAAGAGGAGACACACAAGAGCUUGGAGGAACUAAAACUAUGUCCCCAAGAAACACUGACUCUAGAGGAACGUUGAUGAUCAUGGCUUCCCUCUUUUUUUUUCUUCUUGUGUUGUUCCCAGUUCUGAUCAGGUUUCUAAGAAACAAUAUAUUUAUUCCAGAAAGUGCU
Darwinula stevensoni is the source of this 2489-nucleotide messenger RNA. NCBI's taxonomy places the organism in Eukaryota, Metazoa, Arthropoda, Ostracoda, Podocopida, Darwinulidae. The record is from the annotation of a GenBank genome assembly.